Hydractinia symbiolongicarpus is the source of this 2838-nucleotide messenger RNA. Its product is annotated as 52 kDa repressor of the inhibitor of the protein kinase-like. Gene Ontology annotation, molecular function: protein dimerization activity. The coding region runs from base 1 to 2838 and encodes 945 amino acids. The record is from RefSeq and is a predicted model, not a curated record. The transcript has 5 exons. Lineage: Eukaryota; Metazoa; Cnidaria; Hydrozoa; Anthoathecata; Hydractiniidae.
AUGUAUGUCACCAAGAAUAAGCUUAUUUUACCAAAGGUAUCUCUUCCUCAGCAAUUGCCUACAUCAAGUCAGGAUCCCCAAGCAAUAAUAAAAGGUACUAAUAAUACACCUUCAAGCAACAUUUCAAAUCCUUCUACUUCUUCUGUAUCUAAUGUUUUUAGUAAUCUUUUACAAAAUAGUACUAGCCAUGAACCUAAUUUUUUUCCAAACAAUAAUAAAUCAGUCAUAACAUCAAAAAUAGUUGAUUCCCUUCCACAAAAUUUUGAUGUAACUGAUGUUGCAUAUUACAGACUUCGUGUUAAAGAAGGGAUGACAGACAAACAAAUUUUCGAUCUAAUAAAUCAGACUUUUUCCCCUUCUGCAGAUUAUACCUACCCUAAAACUUUAAAACGUCAGUUCCGUUCAAAGUGGUUGAAAGAUUACCCUUGGCUUCGCUACUCACCAGCUUAUUAUGGGGCUUUUUGUUUACCCUGUGUUCUUUUUGGAUCAAAGUUCCCUGACAAAUGUGGUAAAAUUCAAAACCUUUUUUUACAACCUUUUACAAAAUGGAAUGAUGCAACUAGAUCUUUUAAUCAACAUCAAUCCACAAAGAAUGGUUUACAUGAAUUUACUUCCACUGUUUUUAAUAAUUUCAUUAGUCAGAUGUUAUCUAAAUCCCAGCCCAUCAAUGUUUUAGUCAAUGAUCAGCUACAACAGAAAAUAAACAAAAAUAGAGAAGUUUUGAAAUCUAUUGUUGAUACCAUCAUUUUAUGUGGUCAUACCAAUUCAGCUUUGCGGGGGGACAUAGGGAUGAUGGGAAAUAUCUCCCUGAGGCAGGAGGCUAUGCUAAUCAAGCCGGGUGGCAAUCAACUAUUAAAAGAUCAGUUAGAGUCCAGUGCUAAAAAUGCCAGGUAUAUUUCUAAAACAGUGCAGAAUGACUUAAUUGGAUGUUGUGGUCAAGAAAUUACUAAUGAAAUCAUUUCUGAGGUUAAAUUAAAUAAGUUUUAUUCCAUAAUUGCAGAUGAAGCAUGUGACUCAUCAACUAAGGAGCAAAUGGCUCUCAUUUUAAGAUAUGUUGAUAGCACUUGUGAAAUAAAAGAGGACUUCAUUCGUUUUUUACACUGCUCUGAAGGAUUAUCUGGUGCUGAUCUCUUCAGUACAAUUAUGAAAUGUUUAAAAGAAGAUCUAGGGCUUGACAUAAUGGAUUGCAGAGGACAGGGCUAUGAUGGUGCUGGGUCAGUUUCUGGUCACAUUAAUGGUCUAUCUUCUCAUAUUUUAAGACUUAAUUCAAAAGCCAUUUAUACACAUUGUCACUCUCAUAAACUUAAUUUAACAGUGUGUGAUUCCCUAGACAUACUGUUAGUGUCAGAAGUGUUUGAUAAAGUGAAGGAAUUGUCAUACUUUUUCAAUUUGUCUGAAACAAGACAAAAGGUUCUGCAAAAGUUUGUUGUUGAGUGUAAGCCUGAUACCUCAAAAUCUAAGUUGAAAGAUAUUUGUAGGACAAGGUGGGUUGAACGAAUCGAUGGUCUAGAAGACUUUUUGAAAUUGUACACAACCAUUGUGAAAUGUCUUAAAUAUAUGUCUUCUUCUGAUUGUAUGUGUAACAGAGAUACAAAGUCUAAGGCUUCAAGUUUUGUCAACUUAAUUUCCAGAUUUGAUUUUUUAAUUUCUUUAGUGUGUACUACCAAAGUUCUGUUGGUGACUCUUCCUGUCACACGAAAUUUACAAUCUAAAUCUAUAGAUAUUCUUAAAGGUAUCAAUUUAAUUUCUGCAUUGAAAAAAGAGGUAAUUGAUACUAGAAAUUCUGUAGAUGCAUUUCAUAAUAAUGUAUUUUCUGAGGCAGUUGCUAUUGCAAAUGAGCUGGAUGUAACCAUUAAAGCACCAAGAAUUUGCAAAACACAAAUCCAUAGGUCAAACACUCCUUUUGACUCAGUAUCUGAUUAUUUUAAACGUUCAGUAACAAUACCACUUCUAGAUUUUCUUAAUACUUCUAUUAGUAAGCGCUUUCAACCUGAAACAGUUGCUGCUUACAAAGGAUUGGCAUUAAUUCCAUCUCAUUUAUUUUUCCUUAAAAGUCAGGGUAAAGACUGGAAAAACGAAGUUCAAGAUUUUGUUACAUUUUAUACGUCUGAUUUUCUUAGUGUUAAUGCCCUUCAAUCUGAACUGUCGCUCUGGGAAAAAUAUUGGGAAGAAUAUACUGAUACUCUCCCUGAUAGCAUAUCCUUGGCAUUUAAAGCAGUUUCUUUCCCUGGUUUUGAAAAUAUAAAAAUAGCCCUACGUAUUCUUGGGACUCUUCCUGUUACUUCCUGUGAGAGUGAAAGGAGUUUCUCUGCAUUAAGAAGGUUAAAAGAAUACGCACGGAGUACCAUGACCAAUGAUCGUUUAAAUGGGUUAGCAUUGUUAUAUAUCCAUCAAGAAAUUAUCCCUGACAAAGAUAAAGUCAUUGAUAGAUACGCUCUUUCAAAUCGUUGGUAUUAUAUUAUACUAUUGUCCAUAGUUCAUUUUCAUUUAAUUGACAACUGUCAAGAAAUAGUAGAACAUAGUUGCAGGGACUAUGGGGUUACUCAGUUGUCAUUUUAUCCUGCAUUCAUUUUUAUUCAUAUCAAACCAUUUCAUUGCAAUAUUCAUUAUCAUUUAAUUGGCAACUGUCAAGAAAUAGUAGAACAUAGUUGCAGGGACUAUGGGGUUACUCAGUUGUCAUUUUAUCCUGCAUUUAUUUUUAUUCAUAUCAAACCAUUUCAUUGCAAUAUUCAUUAUCAUUUAAUUGAAAACUGUCAAGAAAUAUUCAUAGGCUUCAUAUAUAACAAUAGAAACUCAGCAAGAAAGAGAAGCAACCAAACAACAUUGUUGAAAAGAUGA